Molecule: messenger RNA, 1167 nt
Organism: Miscanthus lutarioriparius
Lineage: Eukaryota; Viridiplantae; Streptophyta; Magnoliopsida; Poales; Poaceae
Source: the annotation of a GenBank genome assembly
AUGGCAGCGGAUGGGAUCACCACGGCGCCGGCGCCGGCGCCACCGCGCCAGUCGGCCUCGUCUCCUCCCACCGUCGGGACGCUCCUCACCAGGGCCUCCGCGGCCGGCGAUCGCCACCGUGGGUGCUCCUCGCCGCGGUCGCUGCUGUCGCGCAUCCUCCACAGGGGCCGCGGCGGCGGCGGGUUUGGAUGCCGGCUCCGCCUCCUCCCGCGCUACUGCGCCAGCGCCAACGCCGCGGCGGCCAAGGAGGACGCCGUCGCCGUCGCCACCGCUGGAACCGCCGAAGCCGCAAAGCAUGAGGAGGAGGACAAGCCGGCGCGUCGCGAGCCCGGGUCCCCUCGGAGUUCUCUUGGGAAGGACGCGCUGCCGGCGAGCCUGGGCCUGGGCGCCAGCCUGGUGCUACUGCUGUCCAAGAGCGCGGCGGAGCUGGGCAGGAUGGCGGAGCUGCGCGCCCAGAUGGAGCGCCUGCUCCUCGACGCCAGGGCGGACGUGCGGAGCUGCAACGGCCGACCCAGCGCCUCCGUUGACCGCACCACCGACUGCGCCAGCGUCGUCAAGGGGCCCGUCGCCCGCUCUGGAGGCGAUGGUUCGCGGGCGGGCACGGCCGCCCCGGCGAGCCGUCGGGCGCGCGAAGACGGCGGGCGCCGUGACAUGGACCGGAUGGAAGCUGAGCUUGAGGCGGAGCUGUCGCUCUUGCAGUUGCAGCGAGCUUCGGACGUCGAGGACGACAGUCCUCGUCUCCGACGGCGUGAUGAUCAGCUCGAGCUGCAUGAGGCCCCGAAGAGCAGCGCCUCCUCGGGGAGCCGCUCGACGAUCUUCUCCGACUCCGACAACGACGACGGGGAGACAGACAACGGCGGCGGUGGCGACGAGAGCCAAGACCGCGACGACGACGAAGAAGAGGUGGACGAGGACGAGGACGACGAGCGCGACGCAGAUGAGGGGAACGGGAUCAAGAGCCCGCCCCACGGCGGCGUGUCGGCACGCGAGCUGGAGCGGAGACUGCACCAGCUGCUGCAGUCGCGGCACGAGGCGCGGAUCGCGGAGCUGGAGUCGGCGCUGGAGCGCGCGCGGCAGAAGCUGCGGGAGACGGAGCGCGAGGCGUGCCGGUGGCGCGACACCGCCAAGCUCGCCACCCGCUUCGCCGACGAGUCGAGGCUCAGGUAG